Molecule: messenger RNA, 1947 nt
Organism: Pristis pectinata (smalltooth sawfish)
Lineage: Eukaryota; Metazoa; Chordata; Chondrichthyes; Rhinopristiformes; Pristidae
Gene: pou6f2
Product: POU class 6 homeobox 2
Exons: 10
Coding region: 1-1947 (648 amino acids)
Biological process (GO): regulation of transcription by RNA polymerase II
Molecular function (GO): DNA-binding transcription factor activity, RNA polymerase II-specific; RNA polymerase II cis-regulatory region sequence-specific DNA binding
Source: RefSeq, a predicted model, not a curated record
AUGCAUGGCAGAAACCCCCAUUCUGCUCCUCACAAGAUAUGUGUGAUGGAUAGCGAUCUCUUGGCCCAGCAGGAUACAGGGACCAUGCAUGCUGUAAUUGGUCAGGAUCCUAUGAUUUCUGGACAGCAGCUCAGCAAACCCUUGCUGUCCCUUCGAGCUGAAAUGAAUGCAGAAUCGAGAGGUGAGGACAAGGCGACCACUUCAGACAAUGAGUUAAAUGAGUCUCUGCUUGUGCCUGUGGAAUUAAAUGACAGCGAGGACACUCCCAGCAAGCUCUUCGGGGCCAGAGGAAACACUACACACUCGGAACCUGGUACACCUGACCAACACCAGCCUAGCCAAACACACCCCUCCUUUACAGUUGGGGCGCAGCCAUUGUUAACAGCACAGCAGUUGGCCUCAGCUGUAGCAGGAGUGAUGCCAACCAGCAAUCCUGCCCUCAAUCAGCCAAUCCUCAUACCGUUUAAUAUGGCUGGUCAACUUGGCAACCAGCAGGGGCUUGUUCUCACAUUGCCAACCGCCAAUUUAACCAACAUCCAGGGCCUGGUUGCAGCAGCUGCCGCUGGAGGCAUUAUGACAUUACCACUGCAAAACCUGCAAGCUACCUCAUCCUUGAAUUCUCAAAUACAGCAACUUCAACAUCUUCAGCAGCUGCAACAGCAACAAGGACAACAGCAACCACAACAGAACCACCAGCUGCCUGGCCAGCAGGCAUCAUCCCCUCAGAAACAAAGCCAGUCCCCAGGGCAAGGCCUCCAUUCACCACUGACUCCAACCAAUCCCCUUCAGCUGGCAAGUCAAGCAGCAGCCAUGGGUUCCAUAGCUGGCUCUCAGGCCUUCAGCAAUGCUCUCUCCAACCUGCAAGGGAUGACUUCCCAACUAGUCACGAAUGCACAAGGCCAGAUCAUCGGGACAAUCCCUCUGAUGUCAAACCCUACAGUGCCAUCUAAUCAAAAUGCAGGUGGGACUCAAGGCAUCCAAGUACAACCAAUUACCCCGCAGCUACUGACUAAUGCCCAAGGUCAGAUCAUUGCCACAGUGAUUGGAAAUCAGAUCUUGCCAGUAAUCAACACACAGGGAAUUACACUGUCACCCAUAAAGCCAGGCCAGCAGCAGCAACAGCAUCCGCAGGUAGGCCAGGUGUCCCAGGCUAACCUUCUGCACAUGGCACACGGGCAGUCCUCUCUCGCACAAAGCCCAGUGCGUCAGGCCUCUUCUUCUUCCUCUUCAUCCUGUUCUUCUUCAGUUCUGAGUGUUGGACAGUUAGUCAGCAAUCCUCAAACAGCAGCCAGUGAAGUUGAUGGAGUGAACCUUGAAGAAAUUCGUGAGUUUGCAAAAGCAUUUAAAAUUCGACGUCUGUCUCUUGGUCUGACACAGACGCAGGUUGGACAGGCCUUAAGUGCCACUGAGGGACCAGCAUACAGCCAGUCUGCCAUCUGCAGACACACCAUCCUGAGAAGCCACUUUUUCCUACCACAGGAUGCCCAAGAGAGCUCUAUAGCUAGCAGUCUGACAGCCAAACUGAACCCUGGCCUUUUGUAUCCUGCCAGGUUCGAAAAGCUGGACAUCACCCCUAAAAGUGCCCAGAAGAUUAAGCCCGUUCUUGAGCGGUGGAUGGCUGAGGCUGAAGCCCGCCACCGAGCAGGAAUGCAGAAUCUAACUGAGUUUAUCGGCAGUGAACCUUCCAAAAAACGCAAGCGGCGGACGUCUUUCACCCCCCAGGCCUUGGAGAUCUUAAAUGCCCACUUUGAAAAGAAUACACACCCAUCAGGCCAGGAAAUGACAGAAAUCGCCGAGAAACUGAACUACGAUCGGGAGGUGGUUAGAGUUUGGUUCUGCAACAAGAGGCAAGCGCUGAAAAACACAAUUAAACGCUUAAAACAACCUGAGCCCUCAACAGGCUUGGCCAUGGAACCACUCACAGACUCUUUCGAAGAAACCUCUUAA